UUUUUGCAUCGAAAGCUGUCGGAGUACCAAAUUUCCCCAUUCAUUGAAAGCCACUGAAAUAACGUCAAAGGAAAAGGGCAAGGCACAGCAUUGGACUAACACUUGGAAGGAACAUCAUGUGGCAUGAAGUUAGAGCCAAUGAGAAAAGGAUCAAAGAGUUAAUGGUGGACCAUAAAAAGCGAGCCGAACGUCGACGAGCUUACUAUGAUUCACAGUUGGGAGAUCCCUUGCAACUGCUUCGAGUUACGGGGUCAGCACUCAAACUUCAUCCUGAUGCUGAGCAGUUUUAUUACCACGAAAAUACAGACAAUCUUAUGCCCUGGCAAGGCAAUUCCGCCAUAAAGAUCGAUCGAUUCGACGGUCGUUCGUUGUUGGAUUUCAUUACCGAACCUUCUACAGCCAACGGCAUGAACCAAUUGCCCGACGACGAAAGCGAACUUCUCAACGAUCUGAACUUUGAGCGUUAUCAGGACUUGGUCGAAGCUGAACGGUUGCAGAUUUUGGAAUCCGAGCGCCUAAGCCAGGUUGAAGAGGAAUGGACAAAGCUGUUGGACCGUCAUAAAGCGCUCUUGGCGAUGAUAAAUCCAAGGAAAGACGAUGCAAACUCUCGGGGAUUUGCAUACGACUAUGGGACCACCAUUGUGAACGAUGACGCACCGCAGGACGAAGAAUCGGAAUUGCUUAAAGAGACGGAUAUUCUACGAUAUGUCGAUGAUUUAACAGACAAAGACAAGGAGAUUUUGAAUGACAUGUCAAGGAAGUAUGGAAUACGGAAUUACGCACGUUUGCUACGAGUAGCCAAAAGGGACCGAGAUGAACAGUUGCGAGAAUUGAAAAAACGACAAGAGCAUCCAGAUGCCAAAUCGGGUGAUCAUUCGGGCCGUCGUGGCAGGGAUUCAAGGCGGAGGCGGUCAAUGACUGAGACAAGGCGAAGAUCAGGACGCGAUAGUCCCACCUAUGAGCCAUAUGGAGACGCUUCGGAUAGCGACUCAUCAGCCGAUGAAAAACGAUCUGAUUUUGUCAUUGAAUUUGGGACGGAAAACGCUACUUCAGGCUGGACUCCAGUAGAUACAGAGGGCGAAAAAAAUAUGGAUCCGACGAUGAACAUGAUCGAACGAAGCACUGUCGAAAAAGGUGCGGCCAAAGAAAACAAGGACGAUAGAAGACGACGGGAAACACAAUCGACCAAUGCUGGACCCAGUAGCAGCAUGGCACCCACCAACACCGAAAAAGAAAAAAAGUUGACGCCGAUGGAAAAGCUCAAAUUAAGGAUGAGAGCGGGGCUAGAAAAGCAAAUCAAACUGGAUGAACGAGAUCGGUGGAAAAAGGAACGGGAAAAGGAGAUGGAUCAACUGCAAGACUUUGUGCGCGAUAAAAAUAUUCCGUUUACCUCAACCUAUGGAAGUCGUCCACCGCCACCACCUCGUAAAUCCAGUCCGACCAAAUCAUCCUCAACUGAGGCACAUAAUCAAUCCAGCAAAGAACCGCAAGACAGACGUUCCAGUUAUCGGUCAACGUCCAGAUCCAGAUCCAGAUCCAGAUCAAGGUCGCGUUCUCCCUUGGAGCGCAAACGAAAACGAUACCGGUCACCUAGUACUUCGAGAUCCAGGUCGAGAUCUAGAUCCAGAUCAAGAUCACCUAGCCGACGUAAUAAAUCGUAUCGGUCGACACAUUCUCGUCGUUCAAGAAGCCCGAGAAAACGACAUCAACGGACUAGUAGACCAUCGGAUGAGCGUGAAGAAGAACGUUACUCUUCUUCACAAAGACGACGUUCUACGGAAAGACGAUCGCGUCGUUCACGGUCAAGAAGUCCGUCUCGAAGGAAGCAUCGAUCGCACAGAAGCAGAUCACAUUCCAGGUCCAGAAUACGGAAGUGAUGAUAGAAAAAGAAAAUUAAAUUUACAAUAAUGAUUUGCAUCUACUA
This is a messenger RNA of Radiomyces spectabilis, 1924 nucleotides long. Its product is annotated as alternative splicing regulator-domain-containing protein. The transcript is spliced from 12 exons. NCBI's taxonomy places the organism in Eukaryota, Fungi, Mucoromycota, Mucoromycetes, Mucorales, Radiomycetaceae. The coding region runs from base 117 to 1877 and encodes 586 amino acids. The record is from RefSeq and is a predicted model, not a curated record.